GUGCGCUUUACUGCUCUCACAUGCUUCUACAGAGAAGGCACUGUGUGCGAUAAAAAGAAAAAAACGCGUGACGUCACGGCCUUUAAAAUUUUCAUGACAAUAAAAAAAGGGUAGUUUCCAGCUCUCCUUUUUUUCUUCUUUACCAGCAUCUACAUUCCAAAAUGUCAGAAACCGAUAAGCCCUUGUCUUAUGCCCUGUGUGCACUGCUGAUGUACCCGAUCGCUUUAGCGUAUAUCGCCUGUCGUUGGCUAAUUGCCGCGACAUUUCCCUUUUUUUCUUUCCUGCUGCUGCCGUCCUUGUCUGCGUCGUCCGGUUUUCUGUCGUUGUUGCUGCCCGCGACAUUCAGUUUGUUUCUGCCUUUGGGCGAAUACCGUUGCCGUGAGACGCGUCCCGCCAUGGGCCUGAAUGAGGCCGGCGCUCGAGAGCUUGCUGUAGUGGCGGCUCCUGCAGUGGUUGUUCCUGCUCCCGUGCACGUUGUGCAGCUGGAUGAGUUGAGUGUGCAGUCAAUGGCUCUUCGUAAGAAUGAUGCCCAGCCUUCGGGUGCUGACGCCAGCCUUCCAGUCUCGCCUUCGUUGCCACCUGCGGUCGAUAUCCUCCCUGCUGUGCCUAACGGCAUCGACGUCCCCUCAUUUGCAGUUGUCGAUGAGGCUCCCAUUGACCAAGUUGUGCGUAAUCCGUCCCCAGUGACGUUGCCUUCUUCCGCGUCCUUGGACCAGCUCCCAUCGCAGCUGCCAGUAGCAGGUGAUUUUGCUGCUGAGGACCAUGGUGUGGUUGGCUCGCUUGACGAACAGGCCUCUGUGCCUGUUGUUUCUGUGCGCUCCGUUCGCCGCCAGCCCCGUCACCGCCAUCAUCAACACCUCCGUCGCCAACACCCGGUUUCUUCUUCGUUCCGCGCUCCUCACCACCACCACCACCGGGAUCAUCAAAUCCGCCACCACCGUCACCAUUACUUGCCGCUCGUUGCCCCGUCCGUUCCUUCUGCUCCUGUUUCUGUUUCUGCUCCUGUUCCUGUUCCUGUUCCUGUCUCUCUCGUCAACACCGCCGCCAUCAACGCCGCCGCCAACAACACCCCAUCAUCGACACCACCACCAUCACCGCCGCAACCACACAGUCCUUGCAUCCUUCCGCGCACCUCGUCAUCACACCCGCCACCGUGAAAUCCGCCACCGUCACCGUCACCACCACUACUUGCCGCUGUUCGCUCCUUCCGUUCCGUUCGUCCCCGCAGUCGCUCCUUCAACCCACCGCCACCACCGUCCUCAUCAACAAGUCCGUUCCCGUCCCUAUCCUUCUGCGCACCUCCUCAGCUCCACCCGUCGCCGCCACCACCGCCACAUCCGCCAGCGCAACACCUUGCAGCUAUUCUUCCCUUCCGUCUCUU
This is a messenger RNA of Zychaea mexicana, 1381 nucleotides long. RefSeq lists its product as uncharacterized. NCBI's taxonomy places the organism in Eukaryota, Fungi, Mucoromycota, Mucoromycetes, Mucorales, Lichtheimiaceae. Bases 162 to 1157 code for a protein of 331 amino acids. The transcript has a single exon. The record is from RefSeq and is a predicted model, not a curated record.